Phasianus colchicus (ring-necked pheasant) is the source of this 3402-nucleotide messenger RNA. It is a transcript of the gene CCDC127, whose product is annotated as coiled-coil domain containing 127. NCBI's taxonomy places the organism in Eukaryota, Metazoa, Chordata, Aves, Galliformes, Phasianidae. The record is from RefSeq and is a predicted model, not a curated record.
UGACCCUGCGAGGCUCCGUGUUCGCGGCCGUCUGCCUGGUCGUGCCUGCCGGCGGCACGGAGGCCUCAGGGGUGCUGGCGGUAUGCGCUGUUCCCGCAGCCGGCCGGGGCAGGGCCAGGCGGGGACAGAGGUGGCCGAUGAGGCCUGAGGGGCCGACAGCGCCGUUCCCCGUGUGUGGGACUCUGGUGUCUUCAUGAAUAACUUAAAUGAUCCUCCCAACUGGAACAUUCUGCCGCAUCACAGAGAGCCCAGGGAUGAAGGCAGCAGAUGGAAUUAUGCCUUGCUGGUCCCCAUGCUGGGCUUGGCUGCCUUCCGCUGGAUCUGGACCAGAGAAUGUCAGAAAGAAAUAGAAAGAGAAAAAAAAGAAUAUUAUAAAAAGCAGUCAUCUUUACAAAAAGACCUGGAAGCCAAGUACCGGGAUAUAAUCACAGAAAAUCGUCGUGCAGUUGCACACUUGGAGCUGGAGCUUGAAAAGGAACGCAACAGGACCCUGAGUUACCGUGAAGCCCUUGUGUCCCAGAGUCGCAAACUAGUGGAAGAGAGAAGGAUCCUAGAACAGGAGCAAGAGAAGUUAGAGAGAGAAAAAGAAGUUCUUUUGCGCUCGGGAGCAGCAGGAACCUUGUACCAAAGCUGUCUGGCAAAGGAAGAGGAGUGGCAGAAGAGAGCCAACAUUUUACUAAAAGAAUUUGAAGAUGGGCUUAAAGAAAGACAGGAAAUCUACUGCAGUUUUGUAGUACCUAAAAGUCAGAGACUAGAAAUAGAGAAAAAUCUGCUAGUUAAAGCAGCGACUGAUCCUGUUGCUAUGGCUUUACAUAUGGAAAGUGGCUUAAAAGAUAUUUUCAAACAUGAUAACUAUUGUGGCAAUCUGAUGAACAAAAACAGAAGUCAAAACGGAAGACUUAUGUGGUUGUAUUUGAGAUACUGGGAACUAGCUGUUGAAUUACAGAAGUUCAAGAGGGUAGAAAAUGUCAUGUUAGGAAAACGAUAGAGGAAGGAAUGGUGAUUUAUGCAGUCUACUAUGAAGGAUAGGGACAACCACAGCUGUAGCCUGAAGUGGGUAAAUUCUGCAUUUCAGUUUCUGCUCUUCGUUGUAUUUGUAUCUGCAUGGGACGUGCAGUGUUGUUUAACAACAGAUGCUGCAGUGAGCUGUGCAUGCUCUAAAACUGUGUUUGUGUAUCUCUGUAUUACACUGCAGUCUGCAAUACAAGCUUCAGUAGGUAUCAGAAGCAGCAAAACAAUUUGAUUUAGAGUAAUUUACCCAGUUGAAGGUCAUAGUCCAUCAACAGAGAAGUGGAAUUUUUCUUCCUUAAGUGGAUGGUAAUGUCAUGCUCCUUAUUCUUGAUGUUCUGCACAGUGUCUCAACACUGUCUUCUUUUCAGCAGAAUUUUGGAAGAAACCAUGAUUGAGUAAAGUGCCUGUCACGUAAUGUGUGUGCAUAUAUACAUACAUUUAUAAAAAAUUGUAUGUAUGUUUGUGUACAUGUAUAUAAGAAAGGAAUAGUAUAAUUAUGUUUCAUAUUAACCAAUCUUGCAUUGUCUUCCAGACUUAAAACACAAACAGGACUUCAUGAACAUCCAAAAAAUGGUAAUUAAAAUAACAUGUAAAGAAACAGAUUGAUUAAAGUCACAUUGGAGUUGGGGAGACAUGCUUGAAUAUUAAAUAGUAUGUAGACUUGCAGUUAUAUUCUCACAGUACGUUAUUCACGCUAAGAAUACUUAUGUUUUUUCUUUUCCUCAAAGUUUUAGUUGUAACCCAAUGUGUGUUGCCAUUAUAGACAUUGCUCUGCUGCUGCCUCUGCAUCCCAGUGCACUUGGUACAUUUUUAGUUUUCAGGAACCAUGAUAGUCAUUGCACCUGGCUGUACUGCUUGUACAGGUGUUCCCAGCUAGGAGCCUAAAUGCAGCCUGGGAACUGGUAGCUACCCUCCCCCUUCCUGACUGUCUCUGUGUUCCCAGACCUGAAGUGCACAAUUCCACAGCUCUUAAAUUUUGAGCUUACAGGUCACCCCUUAGAGCCCAAAAAGGAAGUGUUUACCUUCUUGUUUAUAAUGCCGAUCUUCUCUGUUACUUGCCUUCAAUUAGUGUUGUUAAGUUUUUGGUUUCUUUCUUUAUUAAGUGCCAAACAUUUGCUCUAGGCAAUUAGCUGUCACAUAGCCCAAAAACAAUCCAGCUCAGUGAAUGCCCAUCCAAGUUUAACAGAGACCUCCAAGAGAUGCAGAGUUUUCUCUUACUACUGCCUGGUUUUCAUUUUAGUCAGGAGCAAAAGACAGAAGAUAAAUCUUCUGAAGUAAUGUAUACAACCUAAUUCAUUUUCUCAGCAUAAAUAACAUGGAACAAAAUUCUUAAACACGUUUGUUUCCCAAAUACUCUACUUUCCGUCUGUCUUUUUGCUCACUUUUGUGGUGUUACUCAUUUUGUUGUAUUAAUUUAUUAGCUUCUCAUGGGCUCUUCUUUUUUGUUUUAUUUUUAAAUAAAGUUAAUCAUGGGAAAAAAAGACAUACGAUCACAGUCACUAGAAAGGCCAGAGGUUAUCUGGAUGCCAAGCUUAUGCAGGUUGCACCAUGAAAAUGUGAGUUAGUACUUUUGUGUAGCUGUUGUAGCUGACCACAUGUACAUGCCCUAAGUGCCCAGUAGAACAGAUCUGAUUAAAUAACUUAUCUUGUGUAUAAUUCCUUCAGGAUGUGUAAGGUGUGACCACACAGCUGUCGUGUUUCAUGUGUACAUCCAAGCAGUUACAGCAACACAGCUAGCAAACAUUAGACAAUGAAUUGAUGCCAAUACAUUCAAGCCUCAUAUCUUGACUUUGUACAUCUUCACUAAUUUUUAAUAUUAGAAGUUGAAAUGCUAUGCUUUUUCAGUUUUUUUCAUAGUUCAUGUCCUUGACAUCAACUCAAAUUUUUUUAAAAAAUGAAAUGAACAGGGUAAAAUACUUUUUUUCAGUAUAAAUGAAUGAGUUGAAACUUCAUACAUCUUCAUGUAACAUCUUCAAGUAACAUCUUCAUACAUCUUACAUGGUUGGAUGCAGUCUGAUGUUGGAUAUUCACUCUCACUUUAUAAGUUAUCAACUAUUUCUACAACAAAGUGUGGAACUGUUGUUCGUGGACACUUUGCAGAUCAGUGUAUUAAGAGUGUAUUAAGAUCAAGGAGUUUAUUUCAGGAAGAUUUUUCCAUGUGUGUAACUAGUUUAGAAGCAUCAGUCCUGUUAAUUUCUACCAGAACUCAUGUUUCUUAGUUUGUUGUGUAUUUCUGAAACAUUCCCCUGUUGUAAACUGUUAUUUUGAGAGUUCUAUUGUGAACUAUUGCCCAGCAACUAUUGUUCUGGAUUAGCUAUUUGUUUGAAAAUGCCCAUAUAUAUAUAUGAAGAAUGAAAGAACAAUUUGUUUUCAAAUAUUUAAUGAAGGGUG